AUGUCAUUUUCAUUUGAAUCACCAUUCUUGUCUGUGACUCAGGACGGUUCUGGCUCUGGCUCUGGCUCUGGCUCUGGCUCAGGUUGUGGUUCCGGUUCUGGCCCUGGUUCUGGCUCUGGUACUGGCACACGAGGUGAAGCAAUAAAUGUGUCGCCUAUACGUGUCGAUGCUCUCUCCAAUAGAGUUCACUUACAAGUUGAUCAAUUAAGGAAAGAGAACGCUCAAUUGAAGGCGGAGAUUAUUACUUUAAAAGACAAACUUGAAGAACAAUCGAAACUCAUUGCAUUAUUGCAGAACAAUUCUAGUGUAAAAGUCGGAGACUCCUCUUCAAGUUUCAGUCCCAUAAAUGCUCAAGCUAGCUAUCCCAAAGGAACAGUGGCUUUUGAUGGAGAUACCAUCAAUCCUCUUAUAUCCCCAUCCAAACAGCAAAAACAAGCCGAUAAAGAUUCUCCAAUAAUUCCUGAACGUAACAGUAAAAGAAAGACAUUCAUCGGGCCCACUCCUCUGGCAACCACUCCCACAAACAACAACAACAACCGUGCUUCCGUGAAUAGUUCGAAUUACUCACCAUAUGAGCCUGAGGGAUUAGGACUUAUAACAACUCCAAAGAGAGGGUUGUCCACACCAUUUGUUGCUGAACCAAAAGAGACUGUUGUAGCUCAAGAAUUGCUUAUCACUUCUUCAAUUCAACCAAUACUUGGAUCAUCUCCUCGGAGAGUUUAUUCUCCAAGGAAGCGAGAGAGAACUGCAACCUCUCCUUUGAAAUCGGAUUUUUCAGUUCCGAAUAACAUAGAUUCAGAAAUUCUUCCUUCUGGUACUGCUGUUAGUGUUACUACUACUAGCCUUACUGCUAGCCCUAUUUCUAGUCCAAGCCCUAAUUCAGGCCCUGGAGAAAAUGUUACAUCCAAACUUAUGAAGCUGAGCUUGAGCAACGAUAAUGAAAAACCACCCUCAAUAAUUGAAGAACCUGCAUCAGAUGUGGGUCCAUCUCUUUCUUUUGCUGGUCUAGCAGAGCCGGAUAAAACUUUAACUGACCCACAGCCUUUCACCCAUCGAAAUUCACCACAGCCGUACUUGCAAAAUGACGAUGUCGAAAAUGCUCCAUCUACAGAGGAUAGGUUUGAAACAGAAAUUUUAUCAGAAACAACAUCUCUCUAUUCUGUUACAUCAAAAAACUCAGACAAGAAAACUAAAUCGAAAGCACCGGCACAACCUUUGCCAAACACGCCAAUGAUCAACCAGACUCCAGGAUUUACAGAUAGUGAGUGGAAAGCACUUUUAAUAAAGCCAGAUAGUAUCGACACUACUUUGGUCUCCGUCUACAGUGUAAUUGAUCCUGCUAACCCUACCAAGAAGACUGACGACCCAGUGAUAACUCUAGGAAUCAACUACUUUGACCAGCUAGAUCAGAAAUUGCUGUUCAAGGUAAAGAAGAGGUAUUCGCAGCUCCAAGAGGUCGACCAAAUAUUUCGUCCGUUUUUCUUUGAUCUUCCCGAUUUACCUGAGAAAACUCUGUUUUUGAAAACCACACCAAAUACGAUUGACGACAGAAGAAGUUUAUUGACUCAAUACUUUAACAAGGUCUACGAUUUGAAGAUCCACCCUGCUGAGUUUGCUCGACCAUUCUGUACUUUCUUCUCUGCAGACGCUGUUUUUGACUUCGAAGAUCCCAGUGUUAAGGAAGCUUAUUUUUUGAGAAGGAACAGCAACAGAUUGCAUUCUUCCUCUUGGAGAAUCGUUCAUGUGCAACUUGACCAAGGCCAAAGGUUGAUCAUAUCGGAUACUCCUAUACUUGAUCAUGGCUUAUCAUCACGACAGCAAGUCAUCUCUAUAAGGGACAGUACCUUCUAUUUCGAAGAGGAGUUAUCCACAGGUGGGAUCUCCAUACUUGAACCUAGGAGGAAGGGGGUACUUUCUUCAUCUGGUUCAAAGAUCACUCUAUGUUGUGAAUCUUAUGAGGAGGCAAAACAAUGGAUCAAUUUGCUGAAUAAUUUGAAGAGCAUGCAUGCCAAUACGUUGAUAUCACCGGUCAAGCAGGAUUCAAACACCAGCAAUUCUAGCUUUUAUAACAGAUCCUCCUCCACAGUGAACAGCCCAAAAGUUGAAUCGGGCUCAGGAAACCUGAAUACCCUUUCGUCUACGAGGUCCACUGCAAACAACUAUGACGAGGUAUCAACCCCAUCGAGUGCCAAAAAGACACUCAAAAUUGGUGGCCUGUUCAAGACUAGGCGUGAAAAGGAUAGCUCAGAAACUGUCAGUAUCAAUGAUGAUACCUUUAUUUCCAACGAAUUUGACACAUUAAAAUCUACUCCCUAUAGUGCGUACACUCCUACCAUUAAUAGUGGUCAGAAUAAUUCAUCAAAUGAGACUCAGAAAGAGUAUUUGCCCAAACUUGUCUUUAACUCUCCCGAAAAGUUUUCAGAUGCACCCAGAUUGUUUGGAACUUCUUUAGCUGAUGCAUUAGAAGUUUCUUCUAUGGAUUAUAAUGGACAUUUAGUUCCUAGCAUUGUUGGACGGUGCCUGAUGUAUCUCGAUUCCCAAAAAGGAGAAUAUCAAGAAGGUCUGUUUCGAUUGAGUGGCAUGACCCUAGAAAUUAAGAAUUUACAGGACAAAUUCGACACAAAUUACGAUGUGGACUUAAUGCUUUUGCCUGAAAAGCCAGAUGUGCAUUCCGUGACGACACUAUUGAAACGAUUCUUACGUACGUUGAAGGAGCCAAUUGUCAAUACAGAUGUUUCAAAAGAGCUUCUUCAGUUCUACCCUGAUCUUUCGAAGCAUCAACAUGAAGAAGAGGUGAAAAAAGCAGUGUCAAAAUUACCUACAGCAAAUUGUGAUCUGGUUACGGUUUUCUUUUCUUAUUUGAGAAAAAUUGUAGCUAACCAGGAUAUCAACAAAAUGGGUGUUGGUAAUCUGGGGAUCAUUUUUGCUCCAAACUUUGGAUGUUCAAGAGACUGUAUAGAAGUUCUAUUAGAAUAUUUGUAA
Molecule: messenger RNA, 2982 nt
Organism: Komagataella phaffii GS115
Lineage: Eukaryota; Fungi; Ascomycota; Pichiomycetes; Pichiales; Pichiaceae
Product: Rho GTPase activating protein (RhoGAP) involved in control of the cytoskeleton organization
Exons: 1
Coding region: 1-2982 (993 amino acids)
Biological process (GO): signal transduction; regulation of GTPase activity
Cellular component (GO): cytoplasm
Molecular function (GO): phosphatidylinositol binding
Source: RefSeq, a predicted model, not a curated record